AUGGGAAAACGAGCCAUCGCAGAUUUAAUUGCGGACGAAGAUGCAGUAAUAAACUCAGAUUCUCUUUCACGAAAGAAAAGUCGUAAGGAUAAGAGCGAUAAGAUCCGGAAACCUAGGAACGAAUCGACCGCCAACAGCACCGCGAGGGAGGAUGGGAACCAAGACAGUGCAGUGGCAGUGAAUGGAAAUAGUGAAGAAAGGGAAGCAGAUGAUGAGAAACUUGCGAGGGCUGAACGAAAGGCCGCGAAAAUGGCAAGAAAGGAAGCAAAAGAGGCAAGCAGGGUGCCGAAAUCGCCAAUCGACGGUUCAAAUGCAGCCGUUACAACCGCAAGUAGAGGAAGAGGAGACGAGGAAUUAGCUAAAGCUACAAGGAAAGCUGCGCGCAAGGCCGAGAAGAAACGAUUAAAGAAAUUAGCCAAAGCCGAAGCUGCUGACAUGGGUUCUACACCAGCUUCGUCCGAGGUCACAUCAAAUUCGACAUCUGCAAUUGCCUCUAGGAAUGAAUCUUCUGCAACUAGUCCCGAGCCGAUUGCAGAGCUAGCGUCAAAAUACUCCGAACACCCCGAAUUGACUGGGCUGCCGCAGUCAGAGAUUGACUCCUAUCUGGCUUCUAACUUCAUUAACAUUGAGGAUCCGUUUGACUUCCAUCGACGGCCCCGUCCUAUCAUCAAGUUCACCUAUCUACCCACGAGCGAAGCCCAACGAGCGGCUUUUGCCUCUUUCGCUGUACCUACUCCUAUACAAGCCGCAGCAUGGCCAUCACUCCUGUCGGGAAGGGAUAUGAUUGGAGUAGCAGAAACAGGGUCUGGGAAGACACUUGCUUUUGGCGUACCUUGCGUCAGUUUCAUCUCGAGUCUUCCGAAGAAACAGCAAAAGGGUGUCAAAGCUGUUAUGGUUUCCCCAACAAGAGAGUUGGCGUCGCAGAUAUAUGACCAAUUAGUCAAGCUGGCCACGCCAGCAGGUCUCGAAGUCGUCUGCGUCUAUGGAGGCGUUGCAAAGGAACCGCAGGUGAAGGCAAUUCGAACUGCACACAUUGUGGUUGCUACACCUGGUCGACUGAACGAUCUGAUUAGCGAUGGUUCGGCUGACCUCAGCAAAGCAGAAUAUGUGGUCCUUGACGAGGCUGAUAGAAUGCUCGACAAAGGGUUCGAAGAAGCCAUCCGGCAGAUUAUUCAAUGCACCCCACAGAAUCGACAAACGUUGAUGUUCACGGCAACCUGGCCUCCCUCAGUCCGUGAUCUGGCAUCUACGUUUAUGAAGUCACCAGUUAAGAUCAACAUCGGUAACAACCCCACUGGAGAGCUACGAGCCAACACACGCAUCAAGCAGCUCGUCGAGGUUGUUGAGCCUCGAAAUAAAGAGUUCAGGUUACUCCAACUGCUGAAGAAGUAUCAGUCUGGCCAAAACAAAGACGACCGAAUUCUCGUUUUUUGCUUAUACAAGAAAGAAGCCACGAGGAUCGAGAACUUCAUCCACCAUAAAGGCUUCAGAGUGGCUGGUAUUCAUGGCGAUCUCAGCCAAGACAAAAGAACUGCGUCUCUUGACCUAUUCAAGAAGGGUGAGGUUCCUAUUCUGGUUGCAACAGAUGUUGCGGCGAGAGGCCUGGAUAUCCCAGCGGUCAAGUUGGUUAUCAAUGUUACGUUCCCCUUGACUGCAGAAGAUUAUGUCCACCGCAUUGGACGAACAGGACGAGCGGGUAAGGAAGGCCUGGCUGUCACAAUGUUCACGGAACAUGAUAAAGCGCUUUCCGGAGCAUUGAUCAACGUUCUGAAAGCCGCAAAUCAAGAAGUCCCAGAGGAAUUAAUGAAGUUUGGUACAACGGUGAAAAAGAAGGGUCAUGAUGCAUACGGCGCACAUUACAAGGAAAUCGACCCCAGCAAGAAAGCGUCCAAGAUUACUUUUGAUUAGAGUGUGUAUGAUGUAUGUGUUGAUGGUAGGGUUCGGCUUCCAGACCGAGUCGGCGACCUGGAUGUGGAUGCAUAGCUCUUUUAGGCAGCACAGGCGUUUUUGGCGGUAUGGCAAAAGUUGUGGGCAUGCAUGUAUGGAUUCUUUUUGAUGAUUGAUGGGGUUUCAUAGGUCAUUACUUGGAAAUAUCCGAAAUGGGGCGGGUCAAGCCUUGUCUAAG
Lindgomyces ingoldianus is the source of this 2125-nucleotide messenger RNA. Its product is annotated as DEAD-domain-containing protein. Gene Ontology annotation, cellular component: nucleolus. The record is from RefSeq and is a predicted model, not a curated record. Gene Ontology annotation, molecular function: RNA helicase activity; RNA binding; ATP binding. Bases 1 to 1908 code for a protein of 635 amino acids. Lineage: Eukaryota; Fungi; Ascomycota; Dothideomycetes; Pleosporales; Lindgomycetaceae. The transcript has 2 exons. Gene Ontology annotation, biological process: rRNA processing.